This is a messenger RNA of Helianthus annuus (common sunflower), 2617 nucleotides long. RefSeq names its product probable LRR receptor-like serine/threonine-protein kinase At1g63430. The coding region runs from base 421 to 2400 and encodes 659 amino acids. The transcript is spliced from 13 exons. Gene Ontology annotation, molecular function: protein binding; ATP binding; protein kinase activity. The record is from RefSeq and is a predicted model, not a curated record. Gene Ontology annotation, biological process: protein phosphorylation. NCBI's taxonomy places the organism in Eukaryota, Viridiplantae, Streptophyta, Magnoliopsida, Asterales, Asteraceae.
AAGAAACAAAACAUUCCCACUUUACAAAAUUCAUUCAUUUGUGUGAUUCUUGAUUUUUUCUAUUUUUCUCAAAAAAAAUUAAAAACACAAAAAAAAAAAAAAAGAAUAUUAUUUGAAGCAGUGUUUGCCAGUCUGCCACCAAACAUCUCUUUGAAUCCAAGUUUUCUUAAACUGGAGUUUGCUUUGAUCUUUAUACUUCACCAACUGAGAUUUCAGUUCUGAUUUGUUUUCUAGUUAAAGAUUUUCAGAUUUGAAUACCCUUUUGAUUUAGCUUCAAUUGGUGUUCAAUUUACUUGAAAAAGAUUAUUACUUUGACCAUUUUUUGAAGAUUCUUGAAUAUUUUUUAUGGGUUUUUGAGUAAUUUGUUCAAGACUUCUGCUUUGAUGAGUAUGUUAUAGAGAGAGAAAGUAGAGAGAGAAGAUGAAGAGAUCAACUCCAUUUACACUGUUCUUGAUUAGUUUGGGUGUCUUUAUAGCUACUUGUGAUGCUACUCAACCACCUCAAGUUCAUGCUCUUUCUAUGUUUAAAGAAACCAUAUUUGAUGACCCAUUAUUGGUUUUAUCAAGCUGGAAUGCUCUUGAUUCAGAUCCUUGUAACUGGGUUGGUGUUUCUUGUUCUGGAAAUCAAGUGACAAAGCUGAACAUUUCUCACUCAUCUAUAACGGGAUUUAUUGCUCGUGAACUUUUUCAGCUUGCUUCCUUACAAGAACUGAUUUUACAUGGCAACAAACUCAUUGGUUCAAUACCAAAAGAAGUCGGAUCACUAAAGAACCUGAAAAUCUUAGAUUUGGGGAUGAACCAGAUAUCUGGACCGAUUCCUCAUGAAAUCGGGAAUUUGGUUAACAUUGUUAUAAUAAACCUGCAGUCGAAUGGGUUGACUGGUCAACUGCCUGCAGAGCUUGGCGAUCUUAAAUACCUUCGAGAACUUCGGUUGGACAGAAAUAAGUUGCGUGGCAAUGUUCCGGGUGGCAAUGGUGCGGUUGUUUCCAACACGCAAGGAAUGUAUGCUUCAAAUGUAUCUAGAUUCGGUUUUUGUCGCUCGGCUUCGUUAAAAGUUGCAGAUUUCUCAUACAACUUUCUUGUUGGAAGCAUACCUAAAUGCUUGGGAUACCUUCCUAGGACGAGCUUUCAGGGUAAUUGCCUACCGUAUAAAGACAUCAAGCAACGAACAUCUGAACAAUGUGCCAGUGGUGCUCCGCCAGCUAAGCAUAAAACCGGAGAGACGAAACACAGCCCGCCUACAGCGGGACACAACCAACAAGCUUCGUCCACUUCAAAACCAUCAUGGCUUUUAAUUCUUGAAAUAGUGACCGGAGUAAUGGUCGGUUCUCUCUUUCUAGUAGCCAUUUUCACAACUUUUCACCGAUGCAAAAACAAGUCUUCGAUUAUUAUUCCUUGGAAGAAAUCUGGAAGUGACAAAGACCACAUGGCAUUCUACACGGAUCCCAAUAUGUUGAAGGAUGUGACGAGAUACAACCGACAUGAACUUGAAGUAGCAUGUGAAGAUUUUAGCAAUAUUAUCGGGUCGUCGUCGGAUAGUUUGGUUUACAAAGGAAACAUGAAAGGUGGGCCCGAAAUCGCGGUGAUUUCGCUUUGCGUCAAAGAAGAGCAUUGGAAUGGUUAUCUUGAGCUUUAUUAUCAGAAAGAGGUGGCAGAUCUAGCAAGGCUAAAUCAUGAGAACACAGGGAAACUAUUGGGCUAUUGUAUAGAAAACACUCCAUUUACAAGAAUGUUAGUCUUCGAAUAUGCGUCAAACGGGACGUUGUAUGAACACCUUCAUUAUGAAGAAGGGUGUCAAUUAAGCUGGACAAGAAGAAUGAACAUUGUUAUAGGCAUUGCCAAAGGUCUAAAGUAUCUCCACACUGAAAUCGAACCACCGUUUACUAUUUCCGAGUUGAAUUCCAGUGCUGUAUAUCUCACAGAAGAUUUUUCACCUAAGCUUGUUGAUUUUGAAAGCUGGAAAACAAUUCUUACGAGAUCAGAAAAUAACUCGCGCUGUAUUAGCAACGAGGGCGCUACAUGUGUUCUUCCAAGUUCUUUGGAAGGACGCCAGCUGGACAUCCAAGGCAAUAUUUACGCUUUUGGCGUUCUUUUGUUGGAAAUAAUCAGUGGACGUCCGCCACUCUGCAAGGACAAAGGAUGUCUGGUAGACUGGGCUAAAGAUUAUCUCGAAAAACCCGAAGAGAUGGCUUCUGUUGUCGAUCCUGCACUGAACCAUUUUCGUGAGGAAGAUUUGAAGGUGAUAUGUGAAGUAGUUUCAAUUUGCAUUCAUUUAAGGCCGCGCGAUCAAGUGUCGAUGCAAGAUUUGUACGCGAUUUUGGAGAGCAAAAUCGACACUUCGGUUUCUUCAGAGCUCAAGGCAUCUUCUUUAGCUUGGGCUGAGCUUGCACUAUCUUCUUGAUCCGAAUAAUAAAAGCUAACAAACUGUAAAUUAAACAUAUAUAAUGUGUUUUAACUAUUAAUACCCGAUUAAAGAUUGUUGUUUGAUUGAUCAUUCGGUGAGUUUAUGUAAAUUUUUCGCCUAAUGUAAGAGUAUAAGUGAGUUACAUGCUGACACAACUCCUUGUCUGUUGUUGUAUUCCAUUCUUCAGUUUUAUUAAUAUCUCAAAUUUUUGUAA